UAAUUCAUAAUAAUAUCUAUUUCUGUUCAUUUAGGAAUUGCUGUAUAACAUAUGUUUUCAUCAAUUCUUGUUUGGUGUGUGCAAAUGUAGACGUAAACAAAAAUAGUUCAUUGCUUUGAUAUGCACUUUCACAUUACUGUUAUCAACUGAUUGUAAUGCAUUGCUGUUUUUAAAUCGAUAAAAACGUUGUCAACAUACUAGGAUUGUGUUAUCCCUUCAGUGUAGCUGUUAAAAACAAACAAUAUUAGCCUCGAGGUAAUCGUAAACUAUGAAUUGCAAACCAAUUUUAACAUACUCUGGCGACUCUCGUCUUUUUAAAAGCUUAGAGCCACACAUCACCAGCGCUCUCCCGUUGGACACUGCAGAAUGGAGACGCUCAUAUGGUCGUCCGGUAAAAAAUGUACGCGUUGAGGCAAGCUUCAAGCCUUUCGAUUCAGCCGUCCUAGAAAAGUACCGGGAUGGCAAGUGGAGCAUCAUAGAUCACCCUGUUAUUCACAUAUUCGUGACGGAGUGCAACGACGUCGAAACAUACCGUGCCUCGGUUAAGGAAGAAAUUGAUCAAUGGCUUAAAGUUUUGAAUAAUUACAACGUAGCUGACUGGAUGAUUUUGCUGGUAGAAACAUUGGACGUAAAAAAAUCCAAAAACAUACUUCCACGCACAACUGUGCUCGAUAAAAUACGAUUGGAUUUUGCGUCGAAAAAUGGCGAUCGCUGUCUAUCUAUUCUGAACCCUUCAAAGUUCGAAAUGAAAGCAACUGAAUCGUUUCGCUGUUUGCUGCAAAGAAUUCGACACUUGAUGUUGGCUGGAUACAACAAAAACAUUGUGAAGUAUGAAGAACUUAUACGUUCGAAUCGGGAGAAUCGAAUCCAAGAAAAUUGGAACUUCAUAGAUUACUUUCUGCUCCAAGAACAACUAGCCUUCGUUUUGGAAAUGCUUGGACAGCACUCCGAAGCGCUGGUGCAAUAUGAUGAGCUGGAUGCUUUAUUUUCACAAUUCAUCCUGAACUCUGUGUAUGGUGAGAAACAAAAGUGGCUAAGUAUCUUCGACCAGCCGUUGUAUGCUUUCCAUGGUAUUUCAUUGAAUGCGACCAAGAUGGAGGAAACCCGCAAGAAGAUUAUUAACCAAUCGGUGAAUUUAUUAGAGUUCAGAAGUUAUCUUUUCGAGCGACAAUGUUUGCUGCUGGACGCGAGUGGAACACCCUGGGAAAUCGCCGAACGUUUGCUACCUUUUUUAUUUUCCACGUUGAGAGAGAUUGAGGCACUCAAGUUGGAAACGCCCGAGGGUGCUUUAGCUUGUUGGGAAUUUAUCUGCGCUCUGGAGGUGCUUAACCUCUGCGAUAAGGUUCAAGAGUCGAAGGAUAUGCACAAAUGUUCUCAAUAUUCGGCUGCCAUAUGGAAUUUAGCCAAGGACAAACUGUACAGUCUUGGGAAGCAAUGUGGUUUACUGCCAGGCUGUACUCCAACCUCAGAGCAACUUCACACGGUUGUUCAUCUUUCCGCGGGGAUGGGCGAUAGUGUUCCCGAAACCGAAAGUAGCACGCUCCUGGAGACGGAAGCACUGCGCAGAACGGCGCAUUCUCCAGUGCGAAAACCGAAGAAGUGUGCAACAGACAGCUUGAAAGAAGCCCUCGGUUCAAAUCAAGCAUUCACCAAAUUGUAUCUGGAACUGAACGAAUUGGCUAUCAGCACAUACAAACACGUGUCGAGAUUGCGAUCCGCCCGAUUGGUUGGUCUCGAUUUGGGAAACUUCUACAUUACAUUGAACGAACCUCAGAAGGCUGUUGUGUUCUUCACGGACCUGCUGCGAGAGCUGAAAACCGAAAAUUGGCACCAUCUAGCAAGUCAAACGCUGCUGGAAUUGGCAUCCUGCUACAAAAAAAUGAAUGACUAUGUAAAUUACGUGAAAACUUGCAGCGCAAUAUCUUGCUGCCUUGAUUUGGAGAUGCUCGUGAGGACCUUUUAUUUCGACGAGUUCCUUAAAUCGCUAAAGACUAAAGAGAUAAGCAACAAUGGCGUUCCCAGCGUAAUUGCUGUUCUGGAAGAACACUUCAAGAUCGUGGAUAUAAAUGUGGCAAACACUUUCGUCAUCCAGGAUGAUAUGGUAUCGGUUGUUCUGAGAAUCGAAAGCAAUUUUCCGCGAGAAAUACUAUGUCAACAGUUGUUGCUCUCAUACGAAAUGGAUCCGAAAUCAAGCGCCGAUUCAGUCCCAUCACAAGUGGCCACCACGGAACCACUGGGUCUGCUCCCGAUAACUCUGCAUCUCGAUUACAAGCAAGAUCGGACACUAAGCUGCGCGUCGGUUGCAUGCGAUAACAAAGCUAAACAACCGGUCAGGAGAACCAGCAGCACCCGUCGGAAAAUUUCUCCGACGCAGCGUUCGGAUUUCACUAACCGUGUGGCUUGCGAAAAUCUGCUGAUGCAACCUGGAAUGAAUGUGCUGGAGCUGAAAACGAAAGCCAAACGCGUAGGUUCCUGGUCCUUCAAGCAACUAUCCGUUCAGGUAGACAGUAUUGAAUUUCUCUCGGAAAGUAUUCCACCAGGAGUACCCAGCUUUGAAAUCAUUACGAAAGCUUCGUCAGCUGUUCUGAACUUUAUGAAUCUCAUAGCGGGUGUUGAACAGCCGGUCAAACUCAUAGUUUCCGGUGGUAGCUUCCGCUUUCCAAAAGAUGCCCAAAUUGUGCUCAAAUGCUCAAAAAAUCUGCGGAUGAGAAUUUUGGCUAACGACAAUGGUCAACAAACAGCAUUCGAUCGUGAACUGUUGGUUAAUCUCCAUAAUUUCCAAUCAUUCGAAGAGCGAACUAUAGAAUUGGAGGCUCUCUGUGACCUUCCAGGAAGACGGGAGGAGAAACCGAUGGAACACAAGGUUACAUUACAAGUGCCGUGGAGUCGAAAUGAGAUUCAGAUUCCCCUGCACUUCCUUCCAGCACUGACGGCUUCCUGUCGCUUACACUCUUCAGGAUCGAAAAAAUUUCUCCAGGUCAUCCUCAAAGGAGUCAGUGAGCACAAGCUUAUCCUCAGAAAUGCACAUAUGGUAUGUGCUGCGGAAGGUGUGACAAUUAUUGAUAUCAAUCCAAAGUCCCAAAAUGAGAUCACCAUGAGUAAAGCCUUAUCAAUAUCAUAUCUUUAUGAGAUACAAGUGGAAGCGCUGAAGGCGGAACGGGAGCUACCGGUAAUUCAUGUUGACUACAAAAUGGAGUUUGCUGAUGUAAGCAUGCCCGAAAAUAAACGAUAUUACAUUCCUUACGUGGUGACAUUCGAUGUGAUGGAUUACACUACGCUGUUCACAAUUUGCGCAAAGGUAGAACCGUCCGAGCUAUGCAGGGUCAACUCAGUUUGUCAUCUCAAUUUGCGAAUAACGAAGGUGCACGAGAAUCCAUUCACCGACCUUAUGUACGAGGUACUUGCAGACCAAAACAUGUGGGUGGUUGUUGGACGAACAGCAGGUGUUAUCUCAAUGGAGGAUGUCGAAAGUCACAGCAUUACGUUGGACGUUUUGCCCCUUUCGGCGGGUUUUCUGCCACUGCCCAACAUACGGCUGUCGAAAUACAUUUCCACCAGCAAAUCGAAGGCGGAUGUCCAUCCCCGACUGCAACCGUUUCCACCGGGCCAGAUUUACAACUCAACAAAAAGUAUGCAAAUUCAUGUGCUUGCUAGCAGCAAUACAGAUGCUUAACUUGUUCUUGUUCCGUUAUAUUUAUCAAGUAAUUAUGUUAUAUGUACCAGUAUAAAAUAUAUUAUC
Messenger RNA from Toxorhynchites rutilus septentrionalis, 3739 nucleotides. RefSeq names its product trafficking protein particle complex subunit 10 (gene SIDL). Gene Ontology annotation, cellular component: TRAPPII protein complex. Gene Ontology annotation, biological process: early endosome to Golgi transport; intra-Golgi vesicle-mediated transport. Gene Ontology annotation, molecular function: protein binding. The transcript has 4 exons. The coding region runs from base 269 to 3673 and encodes 1134 amino acids. The record is from RefSeq and is a predicted model, not a curated record. Lineage: Eukaryota; Metazoa; Arthropoda; Insecta; Diptera; Culicidae.